Molecule: messenger RNA, 1410 nt
Organism: Colletotrichum godetiae
Lineage: Eukaryota; Fungi; Ascomycota; Sordariomycetes; Glomerellales; Glomerellaceae
Product: Rieske [2Fe-2S] iron-sulfur domain-containing protein
Exons: 4
Coding region: 124-1311 (395 amino acids)
Molecular function (GO): 2 iron, 2 sulfur cluster binding; iron ion binding
Source: RefSeq, a predicted model, not a curated record
UGUUCAUGGAAGUGCCUUGUCUGACAAAGUUGAGUUUAAUAACAGCCAAAAUUCUCCCUCACUUCAAGCAUUCACUGGCAAAGUCAACUGAAGCCAUUUACAAAAUCAAUAAAGAAGCUCAACAUGCAGAGCACCCUUCCAGCAUCGUGGUAUCGUGAGCCGGGUUUCUAUCAACUAGAGAGGCGCGCUAUCUUUAGUAAAUCAUGGAUCUUAGUCUCUCAUGUCCACCAAUUCAGCGAGCCAGGCAAAUAUGCUCGUUAUGAGAUGGCCGGCUAUCCCUUUUUCAUUAUCAAAGACCGUGCCGGGAACAUCAAUGCAUUCCUCAACAUCUGCCGCCACAGAGCAUUUCCGAUUGUUCACGAGAAUGAGGGAAAGGCAUUCGUACUAUCUUGCAAGUACCAUGGUUGGUCUUACAGCAUGAACGGCAACUUGGCCAAGGCACCUCGAUUCGACCAGGUGGAAGACUUUGACAAGAGCGAGUAUGAGCUCUACAAAGUGCAUAGCCAUAUCGAUAGCCUAGGAUUCUUCUGGGUCAAUUUGGAUGCAGCUGAAAAGCCGACUCUAAGUUGGGAAGACCAGUUCGGCGGGGUCGAUAAGCAGCCCCGGUUACAGAACUUUGACAUGAGCAACUACGAGUACGACCACACCUGGUCUAUGGAAGGGAAGUUCAACUGGAAAACACUGAUUGAGAAUUACAAUGAGUGUUACCAUUGCCCAACAGCGCACCCUGGCCUCGCACCGUUCUUCAAGGGCAACAAGCAGAUGAACUAUGGUCUCAACAAGUACUGGGUUGAACAUCUUGGCGCAAAAGGAGAGCAGCGUGCCAGCUCUGUCAGUCCUACAUACAUGUUCCCCAACGCAUCGGUCACCCUCACCCCUGUCUUCUUCUACAUGAUGUCCAUCGUACCAACGUCUGCCACCACAAGCUUGAUGCGGUACGAAGUCUACAGGUCAAAGACAGCAACGCCUGAGGAGUUGAAAGAAAAGUUGGACUUCUUCAGCCAAGUUGAGUCUGAAGACAAGUGGUUGGCCAACGGUUCACAGUCCAAUCUCAAUAGCGAUACAUACACGACUGGGCCAUUUCAUCCUGACGUAGAGGAAGCGGUUGUUUACGUUAUUGGAAAGGUCAAGGGGCUUCUGCAUGAUCAUGUCGCCGAGGAGAGGAAGCGUGGUUCAGAAUGGUGGCCAGCUCGGAGGAGUCCCGUGCAGGCAACGAGGUCCUCGGCUGAAGAGGAUGAGGCGUUCUGCCGAGGCGUGUGUUCAAACUCGAGUGUUAACGACAAAGCUAUGCCCGAAGGUUUGGCAUGGUAAACGGUCUUCGUGGGGUAAGAGCGAUAAGUAUGUGUCUCACAAGGAUGACGGAACUCGCAUUUGGGUAGUCCAUCCAAUUUGAAACUGCUUGAUAGGUUG